Messenger RNA from Funneliformis geosporum, 155 nucleotides. Lineage: Eukaryota; Fungi; Glomeromycota; Glomeromycetes; Glomerales; Glomeraceae. The record is from the annotation of a GenBank genome assembly.
GGAUUUGCUAUGAAGGUGUAAACAAUAAACAUGAUUUAGUGUUUUUGUUAGAGAAUGCUUUGUCACAGGAAAUGGAAAAGGCAGAAAUUCAAGAAAAUCAACUAUUAUCUACCGAUAUGUUAAAUCUAGACAGAGAAAUAAGGUAUAUUAGAUAA